CCCCCUCGGGGUACAGUGGUCCCCACGCACAUCUCACUUUAAUUUCUCCUCCUAAUCUCAUCUUCAUUUCAUCGCGGCCAUCUCUCUCCGGACCGGUGGUUGCAAUUUGCAAAUACUCAUCCACCGGUCCUCCCCUCCAUCAUCGCCGCCGUCCACCCCCACCGCUUCGGUCGGCGCCGCUAGUGAUAAUCCCCUAUAAGAGUGAAGGGAGCCCUAAGCCUGAAAGCAGUCGCCUUGUUUCCCUGUUUAGUUGCCAGAACCUAUGGGCUUUCCCGUCAGCGGUGCCUCCAUGGCGUCGGACGUCGUCGCCGAGCUUCUCGAGUUGGCUGCUUCCGAUCAACUCAUCCGCUUCCGCCACGUCGCCGCGCGUGAACCCGCUGCCGUCCAUAUCGCCGGUCACUGGUACGGUCGGUGCCCGCUCUCCUCCUCCAUGACUAUUCUCCAGCGAACUCCGCUCAUGGUGGCGGCCGCUUUCGGCAGCCUUAACGUCCUCCAUUUCAUCAUCUCACUCUCUGCUGCAAUGGAUGUCGACAUCGACUUCCGCUGUGGCCCUGACGCCGUCACUGCCCUCCACUGCGUCGCCGCUGGCGGCGCCCCCACCGCCUCCCUCGCCGCCACUCUCCUCCUCAUCGCCGGAGCCGACCCCAACGCCCUCGACGCCGUCGGCCGCCGUCCCGUCGAACUCAUACCCACUUCACCCAUUCUAUCCUCUUUACGUUCCUCCCUCGAAGCAGUUCUCAGUAAUGGCUCUCCGCCAGUCACUCCCUCUUCGGACUCAACCUCCUCAUCCUCCUCUCCUCAAGAAAAAAAGAAGAAUUACCCAAUUGACUCCUCCAUUCCUGAUAUCCAGAGCAGAAUUUACUCCUCGGACGAAUUCCGAAUGUUCUCCUUCAAAAUCAAACCUUGUUCCCGGGCCUACUCUCACGACUGGACGGAAUGUCCCUUCGUCCACCCCGGCGAGAACGCACGGAGACGAGAUCCACGGCGGUUCAAUUACAGUUGCACGCCCUGCGUUGAGUUCCGGCGUGGUCUGUGCCCAAAAGGCGAUCUCUGCGAGUAUGCGCACGGGGUGUUUGAGUGUUGGCUUCACCCAGCACAAUACCGCACUCGCCUCUGCAAGGACGGCGACUCUUGCAGCCGCCGCGUCUGUUUCUUUGCCCAUUCGACCAGUGACCUCCGCUCUCUGCCAAACUCUCGAUCAAUGGCGUUGCCUCACCUUCUGGUUAGAAUUCCACGCAGCAAUGAAUUCGCAACAGCGAAUUGCGCUUCUCCUCGCUUCCAACCUGAUUACAUCCCAUCAAACUUGUCUCCAAUGAGCAGAAACCAGCAGCACGGCAUUCUUACUCCAAGAACACUGAAUUAUAUGCACUGUGUUCUUUCCCCUCGCAGCAUCUCUCCAAACGCAGAUGGGGCGGGUUCUGUAAGUUAUCUCCUUGAUUCUCCUGCUUCUGAAAGCGGGAAGCUUGAACUGCAGUUUCAGCAGCAGCAGCUGAUGAGAAGCGUUAUUGCUUCGAAUUUAAAGCAGGAUUCUGAGAAUGUGAACCAGGAACUGGUUGAAAUCGAGCCAGAUCUUUCAUGGGUUCAGUCUCUUGUGGGAAACAAUGAGAUUGGCAAAGGUGUCUCUUUGGGUGAUGGAAAAGCUCUUAAUUCCGCCAUUGAUGACGAACAAGCAACUUUAGGAGCUUGGCUGGAGCAAAUGCAGCUUGAUCGUAAGAUUGUUUUGUGAAAUUUCUGAGUUCGUUUAUUGGCUUGAGGACUAUUCGUUCGUUGAUUUCGCUAGAAUAAGAUGAAAGAGAUCAAGCUGAAGAUGAUUCAGACAUUCAAAUUUUCAGAAAAAAAAAAA
Messenger RNA from Phalaenopsis equestris, 1843 nucleotides. RefSeq names its product zinc finger CCCH domain-containing protein 30-like. The transcript is spliced from 2 exons. NCBI's taxonomy places the organism in Eukaryota, Viridiplantae, Streptophyta, Magnoliopsida, Asparagales, Orchidaceae. The coding region runs from base 263 to 1726 and encodes 487 amino acids. Gene Ontology annotation, molecular function: metal ion binding. The record is from RefSeq and is a predicted model, not a curated record.